Molecule: messenger RNA, 2883 nt
Organism: Mycena citricolor
Lineage: Eukaryota; Fungi; Basidiomycota; Agaricomycetes; Agaricales; Mycenaceae
Source: the annotation of a GenBank genome assembly
CUCCUCAGAUCUCAUCUCACGGAUUUUUGCAUGACUGUAUUCCACCGACUUCAAAGCUCCGUGCCUUAUAUAAGGGCACGGUGUCCUUCCCUUGGCUCCUCCUCAAAACGCCCACCAUUCCACCUCUUCGCUCCACUACGCACCCCAUGAUCACAGACUCAAAUCUGUUACACGCCAAUUCGCGCUCCGUUGUCGCUCGGCCAUUGAAGAGAGGGAGAGCAUGUAUGAACUGCAGGUUCCUCAAGAUUAAAUGCGAUGGCGUGAAACCAAUAUGUGGACCUUGUCGCAAACAUCCCAAGGAUGACGAAUGCGAAUACACCGACGGCCCCGUCCGGUCCCGGACGAAGGCUCUAGAAGAUACGGUCCAGCGGCUCGAGGCGCGAUUACAUGAGCUCGAGCAUCCAGACGAAUCGACGCCCUCCGUGACGCUCUUCGACCCAUACGCGUGCCAGGCACCCCCCGCACCGCUCCAGCUCCCGUCUCGCCCCCAUCCGGCUUCGUCCCGGUCGCUCCCGAAUUCCCCGUACGACCAGGUCCCGCGAUUACUGUCGCCGUCAGGAUCGUCCCCGGAGUCGCAGGGGUACACUCAGCUGUCGGCGUGGUCACCCCCGUCGACGCACGGCUCGAGCCCGCUUAUCUUUGAUGGCAGGAGUAUCGCGACUCCAGAGUCCAGUACUUCAAGCCUUGAUUUCCAAGACCAGCCGAUGCAUGACUCGUUCUUACAUACGUUUCUGAAGCACGGGUCCCAAUUCGGCUUCUUCCUCGACCAGACGCGAUUCCGGCAAGCGGUCGUUCGUCAGCCCGCGUCGCCCGAUGGGAGCGUGGCCGUCGGACCCGGCCUGGCCCCCGCCCUGCUACAGACAGUGUACAUGUGGGGCGCCCACCUCUCGGGCCAGCGCGACGAGCGGUUCAGAUACAAGGCGCUGCAGGCCGUGGCGACGGACAUCCUGUCAAAUCCGCUCCUGCAGGUGCUGCAGGCCGAGGUGCUGCUCGGGUACUACUUCUUCCGCACGGGCCACUUCCUCGAAGCGCGCGCCCACAGCGCGACGGCAGCGGCCCUGGCAAUCGGCGCGGGCCUGCACGAGAUCCGCUCGGUGCAGCAGCCGGCGCUGCCGAUGCUGACGAUCAACGAGCAGUUCGUCGAGAGCGGCGUCCUGCUGCCCCCGCCGGCGGAUGUGGUCGAGGAGGGCGAGCGCAUCAACGGGUUCUGGGCGGUGUUCAUGCUGCAGAAGUACCUCGCCGUGGCGCUCGACCCGCCGUCACGCGUCUGCAGUGUGUUUAAGGUCGCCGGGGGCGCCAUUGUUGAUACGCCGUGGCCCCGGGGGAUGGACGAGUAUAGACAGGUGCGUACAUCGCAACUGCCGCAGGGCCAAAUUUGGGACAGCGGUCCGCUGACAUUGAUCCGCAGGGAUUGCUGACUUCCGAUGUUCGAGGAGACGGCACGAUCCGAAAUUUUCUCGGCCAGUUUGACGCCUUCGAUUCUCCCUCGCUGCCGGCGCUCCAAGCCAAGGCUUGUGUGUUGCUGCAUCGGGCAGUGCACCUGCACGGCCAAUGGACGCUGGCUAGCAUGCCCGGCCACAAUCAAGCGCUAUCGAAUGCCGUCCAGGCCGUCGACAGCCUCAUCAACUCGCUGCGCUCGCAGCUCCCGGAGUCAGCCAUGCUGUCCCCCACCACAGCCGGCACAGAGACGACGCGCACGCUGCUGUUGACGCGAUCUCUUCUGAACGCGGCGUCGAUCAAACUGCACAGCCUCUUCAUGAACGAUCCAAGCUCGCGCGAAUACUGUCUUGCUUCUGCCCGGGAUAUGUUUGACUUUGGGUUCGCAUCGAGCGAGCACGACCUGAGACGAGGUCUGGGCUACCUGAACCCCAUCAUGGGGAGUCUCUGGAUGACCGCCUGUUCUGUGUUCGUCGAGGAAAUCAAGCGCCUCCGCUCGUCGUUCGACUCCGCAUCACGUGCAAAGGAAGAGGAGGUGUACUGCAGUCUCCAGGACGGCAUGCACGCCUUGAAGACCUUUGCAGCUGAGAGCCUGCUUAUGCGUGAGUGGUCAUCCAUGUGAGAGGGCUUUGAAUCGCUGUGAGCGAGGGACAACCUGGGCCACGAAUGAUAUACCCUUUUUCGGAUGGAUUUGCCAUAUAUCCGUACAUGGUCAAGAACACGCUGGCCCAGUAUCAGGCGCUGUUGUAUCGCUACCCCAAGGUGUAAUAACAUUAAGCAUCGCACGAACUGUUGUAAUAUAUUGUAGCCAACUGUACUUUACUGUACGUUUACACUCCUUCGGCACCACACACCCGGAUUUCUCUCUCUCAUGGGACCACUAGACUCUACUGUACCUACCUUUUGUUAAUCACUACUGCGCACUAAAAGUACAUACUUAUUACAUUACACCUUUAGUAGCCGAUCAAUCAUAUGAACCACCAUCUUCGUGUAAUCGAGGCAUAUUUGAUUCCCCGUCCGUGUCCUGACCAGAUCAUCUGAUAUUGCUGCGGAAACAAUCCAGUUCAAGGCGGUCCGAGCGAGCGUUUCACGCACGUAAUCUGUCUGUCGUGAUGUCUCCCGCCACAGCUUUGAGAGACGAAUACACUGUCCACGUCUGCAAAAACGGAACCCGCGUGUAGAUCGAAGCCGGGUUUUCCGUUUUACCGACCGCAGCGAUCCGCUGCGUUGCUGUGUUGAAGUUGAGGAGACGUGCGUUUCAGCGGGGACGGAAGACCGGGUCGCGGGGGAGAGGAGGUGCUGGGCCGUGAAUCUCAUCGCCCAGGAAUCUUGCUUUGAGCCUGAGAUGCCUGAGCGAUGCUGUUAAUUUUGGUUGGUGUGAUUCUGGGCUGACGCCGAGAUCGUGUGCAGUGUCAGAAUUCUUGGGUCGUGGGUUCGCUUUUGGCG